Messenger RNA from Staurois parvus, 912 nucleotides. The record is from the annotation of a GenBank genome assembly. NCBI's taxonomy places the organism in Eukaryota, Metazoa, Chordata, Amphibia, Anura, Ranidae.
AUGAGUAUCAGCGGAACAGAGAGCUGUAGCAAGAACGUAGGGUGCAGGAUGGAUCAUCUUCUCACUGCUGUAGAAAAUGAGCUACAGGCUGGCAGUGACAAGGGAGACCCAACAGAGAGGGAGCUUAAAGUUACAUUAGAGGAAACCGAUUUAUGGUUAAGAUUCAAAGAACUCACAAAUGAAAUGAUAGUCACCAAGAAUGGCAGGAGAAUGUUUCCAGUUUUAAAAGUAAAUAUUACUGGCCUUGACCCAAAUGCCAUGUAUUCAUUUUUGAUGGACUUCGUAACUGCAGAUAAUAAUCGGUGGAAGUAUGUAAAUGGAGAAUGGGUACCAGGGGGCAAACCUGAACCACAGGUUCCUAGCUGUGUCUAUAUUCACCCAGACUCUCCUAAUUUUGGAGCACAUUGGAUGAAAGCCCCAGUUUCCUUCAGCAAGGUCAAGCUCACCAAUAAAAUGAAUGGGGAAGGACAGAUCAUGUUAAACUCCUUACAUAAAUAUGAACCCAGGAUUCAUAUAGUACGUGUUGGUGGACCACAGAAGAUGAUCACAAGUCAUUCAUUCCCAGAAACACAGUUUAUAGCUGUCACAGCUUAUCAGAAUGAAGAGAUCACCGCUCUCAAAAUUAAGCACAAUCCUUUUGCCAAAGCCUUCCUUGAUGCAAAAGAAAGGAGUGACCAUAAAGACUUUAUGGAUGAAGUGGAAAAUCAUCAGCAAACCGGAUUCUCACAAUGUAGCUGGCUGAUUCCUGGGUCCAGUUCACUGUGUUCUCCUGCUAAUCACCAUCCUUCAUUUGGGGCACCUAUAUCACUUCCUCCUUCUCAUGGCUAUGAAAAAUUUACGACAUUAAAAAAUCACAGAGCUUCACCUUAUCCAAGCCCGUAUGCCCACAGAAACCAUUCUCCACGUAAGUAA